AUGUCUCGUGUGUUGUGUUUGCUCGCUUUGUUGUUGAGUGUUGUCUCUUUGUGUGUGACAGCUGAGACCGGUUCUUCUUCUUCUAAAGCUGCUACUGGUGGUAGUUGUCUUGAAGGUUCUGAACCUUCUGGUGAGGGUAAUAAUUGCUCGCCCACUCCUCCUGAAGGUGGUUGUCCUGAAGGCGAGGGUGUUUCACAGUGCACGAAUAAAACUGUGGGAACUGAAGUUGCUCGUCCUGAUGAAUGUACGGAAGUUACAGAGAAAGGCAAUUGCGUAACUAGUGAUCGUGACACUGAAGGCAAUUGUCGUGAUGGAUCUGGUCCUUCUUGUCCUACAAGCAGACGAACGGAACAGGCGUCUCAACGUGAACGCGGUACUAUUGGUUCUCCUGGUCCUGCUGCUUCUCCUGGUCCUUGUGCUGCUGCUGAUGGUGCUACUGGCGUUCCUUGUCCUACUGUUGCUAGUAGUUCAUCUGGUGAGGGUACUAAUAAUCAACUUCAAACUAAGCCUUCCGUGCAAACACUUGCACCAGCUGAAACAGCAACACCUGCCGGAAGUAUUGCUCAAGAAGGCCCACUACCUCCUUCCGAUGAACCUGGUACUGAAGCUUCUGAUUCUCCCGGUAAAGGAGCUGGAGCUGGUGCUGCCGGUUCUGACGCUGCUGCCUCUGAGAGGAGUGGUGGUGCUGCGCCUGCAGGAGAGCCGCAACCUGGAGAGAGUGGAAGAAAUGAAAAUGGAACAGCGAAUACAUCUUCCCCUCCCAAUUCAAACACUGAGGGUAGCAGUGGUUCUGAUGGUGGAACAGUUGAGCACGAACGUACAUCUGCAGAGGGUGAAACAACAGGCACCCAAGAAGGAAAUGUGGGAAAUACAGAUACAACCACCUCCACCACUACCACCACCACAACCACCACCACAACAACACUUCCUCCUGAACUCACAAACAACAAGAAGGGUGAUGCAGACAGUAGCAGCAGUAUCAGCAGUUCUGUGUGGGUGCGUGUACCACCGCUGCUGAUUGUGGUUACACUGUCCUGUAUUCUUGUGUGCUGA
Messenger RNA from Trypanosoma theileri, 1053 nucleotides. RefSeq lists its product as uncharacterized. Lineage: Eukaryota; Euglenozoa; Kinetoplastea; Trypanosomatida; Trypanosomatidae. The record is from RefSeq and is a predicted model, not a curated record. The coding region runs from base 1 to 1053 and encodes 350 amino acids. The transcript has a single exon.